UUUUUUAAACCACCCGUCGAUAAAGUAGGACACGUAGCUGUCAGAUUAUGCAAUAUAAAGUAAAAAAUUAAUUUAGCAGAAUGUCCUUGUUCAAUUUUCGAUGGUUACGGGAGUUUGUGCGACGCCACACCAACUACAUUCCAGAAGAAAAGGCGUACUUUUGGAAACGCAGACUGUCGUUGGUCUAUAUGCUUUUAGCAUGGAACGCUUUUGGUUUGGUGCUUUACAACGUUUUCUCAGGAAACGCAGACUGGGCUCGCAAAUAUAAAUCAGAUGCUGAACUGAGUCUGACACCAGCACAACACUGGUCUAGAACUCUAGGCAUAAAGGAUGCGAAAGUAUAUAAAAUAUCAGGAUUAAAUGUAUCUAGUUACGAAAUCCAUAAUAAUCUGGAUGACGAAGCGUCAGAAAAUGCUACUGGGAAUGAAGCUGUACGAGAAUAAAUAAACUUAAAAUCACAUUUUAUAGUUAAAUAAUAAAAACAAAGGAACAUGGUA
This is a messenger RNA of Zophobas morio, 497 nucleotides long. RefSeq lists its product as uncharacterized. The transcript is spliced from 3 exons. NCBI's taxonomy places the organism in Eukaryota, Metazoa, Arthropoda, Insecta, Coleoptera, Tenebrionidae. The coding region runs from base 81 to 443 and encodes 120 amino acids. The record is from RefSeq and is a predicted model, not a curated record.